AUGGCUGAAUCCAAGUCGCAAAGGUCUCCACGCGUUUGGUUUAUCACUGGUUGCAGUUCAGGGUUCGGGAAAAUUUUCGUUCCCGCUAUAUUAGCAUGGGGUGAUCGCGUAGUUGCCACAGCGCGGGAUAUCAGGACGUUGUCGGAUUUCGCCGAAUAUGACAACGUCAAACUGCUGGAGCUGGAUAUCACAGACUCUCAACAUUCUUUGAAUGAAAAUGUCUCCAAGGCUAUCGCUAUGUUCGGUCAUAUCGAUGUCCUUGUUAAUAAUGCAGGAUAUGUCCUUUACGGUGUGUUGGAGGAAUUAAGCCAAUCUCAAAUACUUGAUCAAUUCAACACCAAUGUUUUUGGUCCUCUUAAUCUGACUCGCGCUGUGUUACCACACAUGCGAUCGCGUCAAUCAGGAACCAUCAUAUUCAUGAGCAGCAUAGCUGCAUGGAAAGGUGUUGCUGUUGGUGGACCAUAUAGUGCCUCCAAAUUUGCACUUGAAGGAUUUGUAGAGAGUCUACAGAAAGAGGUAGCGCCCCUCGGAAUAAAUUCGCAUCUGGUGGUACUCGGACAGUUCAGGACCGAUAUCCUUUCCGCCCAUCGAAGACAAUCAGGACGAGGUAUUGAUUCAAUCCGCGACUACGAUGCCGCUGCCAAUGCUUUCCAAAGCAGAUUGGAGCAAACCAAUGGCAAACAGCCUGGAGACCCGACACAGGCGGUAGAGCGAAUAAUGGAUCUCGUAUAUCACAGAGGGUAUUUCGCCGGUCAGCAAGAGCUCCCUUUACGUAUUGUACUAGGAUCUGAUGCUGUGGCGAUUAUUCGUGAUGAAUGCCAGAAAACGCUGAACGAUUUGAAGAAGCAAGAGCAAUUCGGGGCAAGUACGGACUAUCUAGGUACAGGUAUAGGUGAAGUUGAAAAAUAUGAAUAA
Molecule: messenger RNA, 915 nt
Organism: Penicillium vulpinum
Lineage: Eukaryota; Fungi; Ascomycota; Eurotiomycetes; Eurotiales; Aspergillaceae
Product: SDR family oxidoreductase
Exons: 3
Coding region: 1-915 (304 amino acids)
Molecular function (GO): oxidoreductase activity
Source: RefSeq, a predicted model, not a curated record